CGCUCCGUUCUGCUGCACCAACUCCCUUUUUUCUGCUGCUCCUCCGGCCUUCCUUCCGGCUCUCGCCAUCUCGUCGCUCUGCAUCGCACCCGCACCUGCCAUCCGCCCAUCGGCUGCUCUGAUACAGCUUUGUGGUAGCGCCCCACCUGCGUCUGUCCGUCUGUCUGCCUGUCCAUCUGCCCAUCUGUUUCUUCCCGUCAAGGCCCGCUUCCAAUGAGCAACGCCGAAAUCACCAUCACCGACGCCGACAACACCGUCGAGGUCGUCAAGACCGCCGAGCUCGAUGCUCCGGCCCCCGUGGAGCAGCCCAACGUCGUGGUCACCCGAGUCGAGUUUGUCGGCAUCAUGGCCUCGCUCUCGCUCCUGCUCUUUGCCGCUUCGUUGCUGGCCACCAUCGUAGCGACCGCCCUGCCGUCGAUCGCCCACGAUCUCAACGAUCUCGCCGACUAUGCCUGGGUCGCUACGGCCUAUCUCCUGACUUCGACCACGAUCCAGCCCCUCAGCGGCGUGCUCAGCGAUAUCUUUGGUCGCAAGGCCUGCAUUGUCUUUGCCUCCGCCGUCUUCCUGGUCGCCACCAUCGUCUCGGCCGUCAGUGUCAACAUGAUCAUGCUGAUCGUCGCCCGUGGCAUCAUGGGCAUUGGCGGCGGAAUCAUCUUUUCUGUCGUCUAUGUGAUCAUCGCCGACAUUGUCAUCCCAAAGAAGCGCGGCAUCUACCAGGGCAUGAUCGGCGGCAUCUUUUCGAUCGCCACCGUCAUUGGUCCCAUCAUCGGCGGCUAUUUCACCGACAGCUCGGCCGGCUGGCGUUGGUGCUUCUAUGUCAUCAUUCCGCUCGCCGCCAUCUCCCUGAUUGCCAUCGUCAUCUUCAUGAAGUUCCCCAAGCCAUCGGGCUCGCUCCGGGACAAGAUCGGCCGCCUGGAUGUCUGGGGCACCCUGGCCAUUUGCUUCUCCGUGGUGCUGUUCCUGCUCGCCCUCACCUGGGGUGGAACCAACUACAGCUGGGACUCGGGCAUCAUCAUCGGCCUUCUCGUUGGCGGUGUGGUCCUCAUAGCCGUCUUCUUUGUCGUCGAAGCCAAGAUCCCUCGCGUCCCCAUCAUGCCCCUCGAUCUGUUCAAGUACCGCAACUUUAACACCUCCAACAUUAUUGCCUUCACGAUUGGAUUCCAGCUCUAUGGCUGCAUCUUCUUCAUCCCCCUGUACUUUCAAGUUGUUCACGGCUCCAAUGCGACUCAAGCCGGCUUGGGCUUGCUGCCUCUCGUCCUGACCCUGACCCUGGCCUCGAUCCUCUCGGGCAUCUUGACAUCACGAUUUGGCUUCACCAAGGCCCUGGUCAUCCCCGGCAUGGCUCUGCUGACCAUCUCGGUUGGUUUGUUCAUCAUCCUCGACGCCGGAUCCAGCCGGGCUCUCGAGAGCACCUUCUUGGGCAUGAUGGGCUUUGCUGCGGGUCUGUGCAUGCAGACUGUCACCGUCGUUGUCCAGGGCUCGCUGCCAGUCCCGCGCCUGGCCGCUGCCACGGCCACCAACACCUUCUUUAGAACCUUUGGCGGUGUCUUUGGUGUGGCCCUCUUCCAGACCAUCCUGACGACUCGCUUCGAGUCCUCUCUCGUCCAGCGCCUUGGCCCCAAGGCUCUCUCUGGAAGCUCGACAUCGUUCGAUCCCACGAGUAUCGCCAGUCUUCCUCCCUCCGUCCAAGGCACCGUCAUUGCCGCCUUUGUGGACGGCUUCCACUCGGUCUGGAUCGUGACCGCGGCUGUGGUUGGCUUCGGAUUUAUCGUGGCCCUGUUUAUGAAGUCUGUGGACUGGAGCAAGUCCAGCAAUACCAAGAAGGAUGCCUCGCCUUCGCAGUCGCUCGACAAUACCGCGGUCGAAGCUGCCAAGCCCGACGACACCAACGUUUAAUACAGAUGCAUGAACUGCCGAGAGGGUACUGGGAUCGACCUGGCCAGUCGGCGCUACGCUCACCAUCGGCUCGGCUUGGCACAGCCGAUAGCCAGGACCGCGCAAAGCAAGUCUCACAGUCAUUUUUCGCUUGCUUCGACUUUC
Molecule: messenger RNA, 2040 nt
Organism: Polychytrium aggregatum
Lineage: Eukaryota; Fungi; Chytridiomycota; Chytridiomycetes; Polychytriales
Product: major facilitator superfamily-domain-containing protein
Exons: 5
Coding region: 214-1896 (560 amino acids)
Biological process (GO): transmembrane transport
Cellular component (GO): membrane
Molecular function (GO): transmembrane transporter activity
Source: RefSeq, a predicted model, not a curated record